GUGUACACGGCCAGGUCAAGCUUCAACACUCUCAGGUUUUCAACAUCACAGCGGCACGACACGCACCAGUGUCACAGGCUGUGGACGACAGAACCGCGUUAUUUUUAACGCAGAGCUCCAACCUAGCCAACAGCGUCCAACCAUGACAGAGAAAACGGACGUCAAACGCAUCAAGGAAGAAUUGGACAAAGACACUAGAGAUGUAUCGGACCUCUGGAACGAUGCGCUACGGAACUACAAAGGCAUCGUCGGCGAGGGCCUUGUGCCAACGUACACCAGUGUGGAUGAGAUGAUCAAGGCUGGUACAGAGCAGAUGAACGCCUUCCACAAGUUUCGCCACGACAGCCAGAAAGUGGACAAGCUGCGCACUUUAUUCGCAUCGAAUUUGGAUUACAUCGAGAAGGGUGCGCAGCAGAUUAUCGCUGCUGCGACACCAGCAUUUCCUCCAGCUGCAGCGAUCGGAACAGCCCUGACCUACAUGCUUUCGGCCUGCAGACAAGUCUCAGCCGACUACGAUGUCGUGACAGCGUUCUUCGAAGACAUGAAUGCCUUCCUUCAACGCAUCACAAUCCUUGAGUCAAGGCUCCCAAGUUAUCCGGCGUAUCGUAACUGCUUGAUGGACGUUUUCACUUCUGUUUUGGAGAUGUGCGGGUUUGCGACCAAGUACAUCCAGCUUAAGCGCUUCAAGAAAUGGAUACUGAAUAUGAUUCGCGGAGAAGACAGCGAACUUGCAGGCGCCCGCAAGAAGAUGGAUACGAGAAUUUCUCGCUUACAAUCCGCUACCGAGUAUGCUAUACUUGGUAAUACGGAGAAAUUGCAGACGAUGAGCGCGGAGUUGAAGGAGAACGAAGAAAUGCAGACCCGGAUGCUCGAAGAGCAAAGCAAGAUGCUGACGACAGUCAUUGAAAGCCAGGAAAAUGUGCGUAAUGACCUCAAGGACAUCCGUAAGCUUUUGAGCGUCUUCCAGGAACAGCGCAAGGAGGAAUCGCACGGCGGAAAGCAGAAGAGCGCGAUGGGAAAGCCGCCAACCUCGAGCCGUGUCAGAAGUUUCUUCUGGGACCUCAUCGACCCUGAACAUGAACAUCGCAAUCUCAAGGAAACCCUCAUACCGGAAAUGUCGACAUGGAUCUUUGGAGAAGAAGAGUGGACCUAUUGGCUAGCGCAAGACAAAAAAAAGGAAACAUCGAAACUGCUCUACAUCGCUGGCGCUCCAGGCACUGGCAAGAGCCAUCUUGCGCUUACCGCUCAUGAACGAUUAGUGCAACUGGCGGAACAGGACCCUGCUCGGCACACUUGUGUUGUGCAUUUCUAUUUCCGAGAAACUAGAAACGAGACACGGUGCUUCUAUUACGCGGUUAAUUGGCUCGUUAUUCAAAUGGCCGAACGCAAUGCCCAUUUAUGCGAGAAGAUCAAUGUGGAGCUUUCCCGAGAGGAUAAAGACAUUGAUGUUGACGACUGGAAAGAUAUCUGGAAAAAGGUAAUCGCACCCCUGUUUGAAAGUUCGUCGCCGUUUCGGCUGCAGAUUGUAUUCGAUGGAUUGGACGAGCUAGCUCCUGAUGGCGUGCAACGUCCUGCGGGGCUUGAGUUCUUGAAGACAAUCGCCGAGUCGGAGUUGAAUAUUAGUGUGCUCUGCACAACGCGUUCGAACUCACCAACCUCUACGUUUCCCAAGGAAAUGGAUGACCUUGGCAGCAAGAGCAUAGAAGUCACGAAAGAGAAGCAAAUGCCCGACUACAAAACUCUGAUCUGGCAUCACCUCGACAACGACACUGAACUGAAGAAGCUGAGCCAGUACAUGAGACAGAGAGUAUCUAGCACACUGGAGGAAAAGGCCGAUUGCCUCCUUUAUGCGGAGCACGUACUGAGAAGGUUCAACAACUUGAGCCGCGAGCCGCUGAUUCUUCGACACCUGGAGCAAGAGAUGCCGGCAAACCUCGAGCAGCUAUACAGCAUCAUGUUGUCUGACCUGUUGCGCAAGACGAGCAACGAGCAAAAGCAAGCCUUGAAGAGCCUGUUCUGCUGGAUCGCCUUCGCUGUGCGUCCGAUCACCCUUUCGGAAGCACUGGCGAUUGUGGAACUGCUUCCAGGAGACCUCGACCUUGAAGAAGAGCUGCAAAGCCCCCAACUCGGCCGUUUCCUGCGAAUUGCGGACCGCAUAGAAGAGGUUGACCUGUCUUCUCCCUCCGAUUCUGAACUGGACGACUUGAAGGUUCAAGGUAAUCGUCACGAGAGUGCUUACGAUGAUUGGAACCUUCCUCUAAAGUUCCAGGAACGCUCCAUGCGCGAUUACUUCAGGGUCGCCAAGUUUGAUGAAGACCCAGGCAGCUUACGUACGACUGGCUUCGAGGCGCAUCGGCAGAUAUUCGUUACCCUUUCUCAGAUUCUCCGCAAAAAGGCUGGCACGGAUGUUAGUGACAGGCUGCGUGGAUUUGCAGGGUAUGCCUGGCUCAUACAUCUCGGUUGGGUGUGGUGGUACAACAAACUAGGACGCCCGACUGAAGAGCAGAAGAUCGAACUUUUGGAGGCUAUGGGGGCGGUGUUCAAUGGUGAAGAUGAAGUGGCUGCGAGCAUCGAGAAGCAAGAUUUAUACUACGAAUUUCUCGGUACAGAAGGCCUGGAAACUAAAGUCAAAUACUUUGUUGGAAUAGCUAGCGAACUGGGAGAAGGCAAACUGAACGAAAGCACGAGUGCAUGGGUCAAAGACACAUCGUCCAACUGGCAGAAAGCCUUCAUCAACUUGGCCAAAGCCCACAUCCGGAGGUGGCUCUCUGCUACGGAUCUGAGGUCUGCUAAUCAAUCUUACGGUUUUGCAAGGAGUGCGUUGGGAAGGACUGACCUCCACAAAAUGCUUCGUGACAUAGACUACGACGAGGAUACUGACGAAGAGACGUUUGAAUCGGAAGAAAUUCUGGCCAUUUCCAAAGCGUUCCCAGAUGUUGCAGACGACAAUGCCUCGUACGCAAUAGCGUUGCUGCUAUACGAUUCCGGAUACUACGCAGACGCUCUUUCGAAAGCUCAGAACGCCGUGGAAGUCGCAUCAUCGGAUCCGACCAAGAGAUUCGAGGCGACCGAUCUCCUCGCGAACAUCUUGUACUGGCAAGAGAAUUACGAGGAUGCCUACAGCACGAUCAAAUCCGGCCUUUCCGAUACAACAAACAUACCUCCCGCACUGGUCCGCCGCUCCCUUGUCACACGUGCUAAGAUCGAAUCUGAGCAGUCCCUGAUAGAGGAGGCUGUAGCAAGCUAUGAAGCGGCACGACGCACACUACCAGACACGCCCAUGCUGGGCCAGGAUCUGCAGGACCAACUUGGCUCUCUGAUCUCGAACAAGUUCGAUGAUCCUGCUGCCAUCGUCAAUGCAGUGAGGAGCUGGACCCCUCUUGAGCGACUGGCGUGGGCUACGUGGAAGUACGACGACAACGACGACCAGGAUCAAGCCUUCCAGCACCAAGCCUUCCAGCGGGCGUGCGGGCGUGCCAACGAGACCGACUUUAUGGUCGAGACCUAUAAGGAAAUCAUCGACCUACUCGACGCUGUGGAGGCUGGCGCACCGAUGCGAUUGGAGCUGGCGUACGCACAAUGGAGAGUGCGCGGCGACCUGUCCGCAGCAAAGCAACUCGCCGACGAGAUCCUGGAGACAGAGUCCGACGGAUCGACGUAUCGCUUCACGGGGCGAGACUCGGCCUGGACCAUGGUGGCAACAAUCGACUUCAUCAGCGACUUCCUCUACGAGCAGUUCCGCACCAGCGGCGACCCGGAGCGCAAAGCAGCCAUCAUCGCCGAGAUGAAGGGCGUCACCAGCCGGCCGCUUGCCCGGUCAGUCUCGAGCUGGAAGUCGAUGGAGAACCACCACCGGCUCGUGCUGGCGCGCAUGGUCAAGAAGAUGGGGCCAAUGGUCGAGUAUCAGGAGAUUCUUCAGCAGGUGUUCGACGUCUGCUAUGAUUGUCUGACUGACAACGUUGGGUGGAACGACUCGGACAAUUUACACCACAUGGCCAUGGUGCUGGAUGUCAUGGGUGGGUUUGAGAAGGAAGCCAGGACGCUGAUAUCCGCCGUCUUCUCGGUCGUGGACAAGUCACUUGAUGCAGAAGAGGGAGGUGACGGAGCUGAAGGCCAGGCCGAGGCCAAGACGGGGGCACAAAAAGACGGGGAAGAUGGCGACGGUGACGGCGACAGCGCCGACGAGGGCGACGAGGGUGACGACGAUGACGACGACGACGACGCCGCAUCCACCACUUCGACCCUCCCCACCAACGAAGGCGACCUCGACGGCGAGAUGUAUUACACGUGCUGCGGCGCGUGCACCGACCGCACCUCGUACCACGCCUGGAAAGGCCGCACGCUGUACUUCUGCACCAUCUGCGCCGACACCUGCCUCUGCGCGCCGUGCUACGAGCAGCGCCAGGCGUACAACGACGGCACCUCGUCAGUCCACGCCGCGGUCGGAGGGGCAUACUGCGGGCGAAACCACCGCUAUCUGAAGGGGCCGGUCGAGGGCUGGAAGGGCGUCACGGACGGCGCCGUCAUGCUGGAGGGGGAAGACGGGGUCGACUUCAAGGCGUGGCUGCGGGUGCUGAAGGAGGAGAAGUGGAAGCGCGCGUGGGACGCGUUCUGG
Molecule: messenger RNA, 4615 nt
Organism: Paraphaeosphaeria sporulosa
Lineage: Eukaryota; Fungi; Ascomycota; Dothideomycetes; Pleosporales; Didymosphaeriaceae
Exons: 3
Molecular function (GO): protein binding
Source: RefSeq, a predicted model, not a curated record